Messenger RNA from Gallus gallus (chicken), 6033 nucleotides. RefSeq lists its product as uncharacterized. Gene Ontology annotation, biological process: intracellular signal transduction; cell surface receptor signaling pathway; protein phosphorylation. Gene Ontology annotation, cellular component: cytoplasm; nucleus. Gene Ontology annotation, molecular function: ATP binding; MAP kinase activity. The record is from RefSeq and is a predicted model, not a curated record. The transcript has 7 exons. Lineage: Eukaryota; Metazoa; Chordata; Aves; Galliformes; Phasianidae. The coding region runs from base 47 to 5326 and encodes 1759 amino acids.
GGCGACAUCCGGGAACAGAACGGGAGCGGCGGUGGAGGGCGACCCCAUGGCGGAGGCGGACCCCGACAGGCAGCGGGAGGCGUCGGUGGGGAGGGGUCCCCCGGGGGGCAGUGGGGGUCCUCUGGCCCUACUGAAGGCGCGGGCGCUCGACGUCACCUUCGAGGUGGGGGACGACUACGAGGUCAUCGAAACCAUCGGCACCGGAGCCUACGGCGUCGUCAGCUCCGCGCGGCGCAGGGACACCGGGCAGGCGGUGGCCAUCAAGAAGAUCCCGAACGCGUUCGACGUGGUGACCAACGCGAAGCGCACUCUGCGCGAGCUGAAGAUCCUGAAGCACUUCAAGCACGACAACAUCAUCGCCAUCAAAGACAUCCUGCGGCCGCGGGGGGCCUACCGCGACUUCCGCUCCGUCUACGUGGUGCUGGACCUGAUGGAGUCGGACCUCCACCAGAUCAUCCACUCCUCGCAGCCCCUGACUUUGGAGCACGUCCGCUACUUCCUCUACCAGCUCCUUCGCGGCCUCAAAUACAUCCAUUCGGCCAACGUCCUCCACCGGGACCUCAAACCUUCCAACCUUUUGGUCAACGAGAACUGCGAGCUGAAGAUCGGCGAUUUCGGUAUGGCCAGGGGGCUCGGAGCGGACCCCCGCCAUAGCAAAGCCUUCCUGACCGAAUACGUGGCCACACGGUGGUACCGGGCUCCGGAACUGCUCCUAUCCUUACACCGUUACACCCGAGCCAUCGACAUGUGGUCGGUGGGUUGCAUCUUCGCCGAGAUGUUGGGCCGCCGACAGCUCUUCCCGGGUCGCAAUUACGUCCAUCAGCUGCAGCUCAUCAUGGCCGUCCUGGGGACCCCCCCCGCGGGCGUCAUGGCGGCCAUCGGGGCCGAGAGGGUCCGCGCCUACCUGCAGAGCCUCCCCCCUCGCCCCCCGGUGCCGUGGGAGAGCCUUUACGGCGACGCCGAGCCGGCGGCGUUGGCGCUGUUGGGGAGGAUGCUGAGGUUCGACCCCAGGGAGAGGGUCGGGGUGGCCGAAGCGUUGCGCCAUCCCUUCCUGGCCAAAUACCACGACCCCGAGGAUGAGCCCGAGUGCAUCCCGGCCUUCGACUUCGCCUUCGAGCGCCGCGUGCUCACCAAGGAGGAGAUCAAAGCCGCCAUCGUGGCCGAGAUCGAGGAUUUCCACCAGCGCCGCGACGGCAUCCGAAGGCACAUCGCCUUUGCCGGCGGCGGCGGCGGCGGCGGUGGGGUCAAUGGGGGCGGCGGUGGGGCCGUGGCCGACGUUGGGGGCGGCGGUGGGGUCAGCGCGGCCAAUGUUGGGGUCAGCGUGGUCGAUAUGGCCGACGUUGGGGUCAGCGCGGCCAAUGUUGGGGUCAGCGUGGUCGAUAUGGCCGACGUUGGGGUCAGCGCGGCCAAUGUUGGGGUCAGCGUGGUCGAUAUGGCCGACGUUGAGGGCAGUGGGGGCGGUGUUGGGGUCAACGUGGCCAAUAUGGCCGACAUUGGGGGCAGUGGGGGUGGUGUUGGGGGUGGUGGGGGUGGCGUUGGGGUCAACGCGGCCAAUAUUGGGGUCAGCGUGGCCAAUGUUGGGGUCAGUGUGGCCAAUAUGGCCAACGUUGGGGGCAGUGGGGGCGGCGUUGGGGUCAGCGUAGCCAGUAUGGCCAAUGUUGGGGUCAACGCGGCCAAAGUUGGGGUCAACGCGGCCAAUGUUGGGGUCAGCGUGGCCAAUAUGGCCAACGCUGGGGGCAGUGGGGGCGGUGUUGGGGUCAACGCGGCCAAUAUGGCCAAUGCCGGCAUCAACGCAGCCAACGUCGGGGUCAACGUGGCCAACGUUGGGGUCAAUAGGGCCAAUGUUGGGGUCAACGUGGCCAACAUGGCCAAUAUCGGGGUCAACAUGGCCAACGUUGGGGUCAGUGUGGCCAAUAUUGGGGUCAACGUGGCCAACGCCGGCAUCAACAUGGCCACUAUGGCCAAUGCCGGCGUCCGUAUGAUCAACGUGGCCAACGCCGGCAUCAAUAUGGCCAACGCCGGCGUCACCGUGGCCAACCUGGCCAACACCGGCAUCGGCAUGGCCAAUAUGGCCAACACCGGCAUCAAUAUGGCCAACGCCACCAUCAAUAUGGCCAACAGCGGCGUCAAUAUGGCCAAUAUGGCCAACACCGGCAUCAAUAUGGCCAAUGCCACCAUCAAUAUGGCCAACACCGGCCUCAAUAUGGCCAAUAUGGCCAACAGUUGUGUUAAUGUGGCCAAUAUGGCCAACCCCGGCAUCAAUAUGGCCAACAGCGAUGUCAGUAUGGCCAAUAUGGCCAACACUUGUGUCAAUAUGGCCAACCCCGGCAUCAAUAUGGCCAAUAUGGCCAACGCCGGCAUCAAUAUGGCCAACCCCGGCCUCAAUAUGGCCAAUAUGGCCAACCUCAGCCUCAAUAUGGCCAACACCGGUGUCAAUAUGGCCAAUAUGGCCAACACCGGUGUCAAUAUGGCCAAUAUGGCCAACGCCGGCAUCAAUAUGGCCAACCCCGGCCUCAAUAUGGCCAACAGCGGUGUCAGUAUGGCCAAUAUGGCCAACACCAGCAUCAAUAUGGCCAAUAUGGCCAACCCCGGCCUCAAUAUGGCCAACAGCGGUGUCAGUAUGGCCAAUAUGGCCAACACCAGCAUCAAUAUGGCCAAUAUGGCCAACCCCGGCCUCAAUAUGGCCAACAGCGGCGUCAAUAUGGCCAAUAUGGCCAACAGCGGCGUCAAUAUGGCCAAUAUGGCCAACAGCGGCGUCAAUAUGGCCAACAGCGGCGUCAAUAUGGCCAAUAUGGCCAACAGCGGCGUCAAUAUGGCCAACGCCGGCAUCAAUAUGGCCAACAUGGCCGCCAUCAGCAGCAGCGCGGCCACCACCACCGUCAGCGGCACCGACCCCUCCGUCCCCACGCCGUGGCCCUGCACCGAUGUGGACAUGGCGAGCCCCGGCCCCACGGCGGCCCCCGAUUGCCCCAUGGAAUCGCCGCGGGUCAAAGCGGAACCGGAGGUCCCGGUGGCACCGAAACGGGACGGCGCCAUCUCCGACGACACCAAAGCGGCCCUCAAAGCGGCGCUGCUGAAAUCCGCCAUGAGGAAUAAGAGUAGAGACCCCCCCACGGUGGCGGCGCCGCCGGACCUCCCGGAUUGCCGUCGUUCGGUGACGGCGGCCGAACGUCAGCGGGAACGGGAGGAGAAGCGGCGGCGGCGGCAGGAAAAGGCCAAGGAGAGGGAGAGGAAACAGCGCGAGCGGCUGCAGCGCGACCCACAGCCCCACCGCGACCCACAGCUCCACCGCGACCCACAGCUGCGCCUGCGGGGUUUGGUCCUCAGCGACGACGACCGCCACCUCUUGGAGCGUUGGACCAAAAUGAGGGACGGGGCGCCGCCCAGAGCCCCCCACAAUAACCCACUGCUGCCCCCCAAGAACGCGCAGCCCCCCACUAACCCACUUCUGCCCCACAGUAACGCACAGCAGCCCAAUAACGCACUGCUGCCCCCCAAUAACGCACUGCUGCCCCACAAUAACCCACUGCUGGCCGCCAAUAAUGCACAGCAGCCCAAUAACGCCCUGCUGGCCCCCAAUAACCCACUGCUGCCCCCCAAGAACGCGCAGCCCCCCAAGAACCCACUGCUGCCCCACAGUAACCCACAGCAGCCCAAUAACGCACUGCUGGCCCUCAAUAACCCACAGCAGCCCAAUAACGCACUGCUGCCCCCCAAUAACCCACUGCUGGUCACCAAUAACGCACAGCAGCCCAAUAACGCACUGCUGGCCCCCAAUAACCCACAGCCCCCCAGUAACGCACUCCAGCCCCACAAUAACCCACUGCUGCCCCCCAAGAACGCGCAGCCCCCCAAUAACUCACUGCUGGCCCUCAAUAACGCACAGCAGCCCAAUAACACACUGCUGGCCCUCAAUAACGCACAGCAGCCCAAUAACGCACUGCUGGCCACCAAUAACGCACAGCAGCCCAAUAACGCACUGCUGGCCCCCAAUAACCCACUGCUGGCCCCCAAUAACGCACUGCUGCCCCCCAAGAGCACACAGCCCCCCAAUAACCCACUGCUGCCCCACAGUAACCCACAGCAGCCCAAUAACGCACUGCUGGCCGCCAAUAACGCACAGCAGCCCAAUAACGCACAGCAGCCCCUCAAUAACGCACAGCAGCCCAAUAACGCACUGCUGGCCACCAAUAACGCACAGCAGCCCAAUAACCCACUGCUGCCCCCCAAUAACCCACUGCUGCCCCCCAGUAACCCACUGCAGCCCCACAAGAACCCACAGCCCCCUAAUAACCCACUGCUGGCCGCCAAUAACGCACAGCAGACCCUCAACAACCCACAGCCCCCCAGUAACGCACUCCAGCCCCCCAGUAACCCACUGCUGGCCCCCAAUAACCCACAGCAGCCCAAUAACGCACUGCUGCCCCCCAAUAACGCACAGCAGCCCAAUAACGCACUGCUGCCCCCCAAUAACCCACUGCUGGCCCCCAAGAACCCACUGCAGCCCCCCAAGAACCCACUGCUGCCCCCCAAUAACGCACAGCAGCCCAAUAACGCACUGCUGCCCCCCAAUAACCCACAGCAGCCCCCCAAGAACCCACAGCAGCCCAAUAACCCACUGCAGCCCCCCAAUAACACACAGCAGCCCAAUAACCCACAGCAGCCCCCCGAUAACCCACAGCAGCCCCCCGAUAACGCGCAGCAGCCCAAUAAGCCACCGCAGCCCCCCAAUAACGCACAGCAGCCCGCCAAUAACACCUCGCUGCCCCCCAAUAACGCACAGCGGCUCCUCAAUAACCCACAGCCCCACAACAAUAACCCGCUGCCCCCCAGUAGCACCUCAUUGCCCCCCAGUAACCCACAGCAGCCCCCCAAUAACUCACUGCUCCCCAAUAACCCCUCACUGCCCCCCAAUAACCCCCAGCAGCCCCCCAAGUACCCCCAGCAGCUCCCCAAUAGCACCUCGCUGCCCCCCAAUAACCCCCAGCAGCCCCCCAAUAACCCGCAGCAGCCCCCCAAUAACCCGCAGCAGCCCCCCAGUAACCCCCAGCAGCCCCCCAACACCUCCCAGCCCCCCAGUAACCCCCAGCAGCCCCCCAACAACGACCCGCAGCUCCCCCAGGCGUUGGUGGGGGGCGGGGGGUGGGCGGACCCCGAUGUGGCCACCGUGACCCAGCAGCUGUCCAAGUCACAGGUGGAGGACAUUUUGCCCCCCGUCUUCUCGGUGACCCCAAAAGGCAGCGGGGCGGGAUAUGGGGUGGGCUUCGACCUGGAGGAGUUCCUCAGCCAAUCGUUGGACAUGGAGGGCGACGGCAAAGAGAGGUGAGGGGGGACCCCAAAUCCCAUCGGGGGGGACCCUAACAUUGGGGUCACCCCAUGGCCCUAUAAAGGGGGACCCCAAAAUCCCAAUAACGGGGGGCCCAAAGUUUAUGGGGUCAGCCUAUAGCCCUGUCAUGGGGAACCCCAAUAAUGGGGGCCCAAAGUUUAUGGGGUCAAACUAUGGCACUAUAAUGGGGGACCCCAAAUCCCAUUGGGGGGACCCUAAAUUGGGGUCACCCCAUAACCCUAUAAUGGGGGACCCCCAAUAAUGGGGGAUCCAAAGUUUGUGGGGUCACCUUAUAGGCCUAUAAUGGGGGCCCAAAGUUUAUGGGGUCAGACCAUAGCCCUGUAAUGGGGGACCCCAGAUCCCAUCGCUGGGGACCCUAAGAUUGGGGUCACCCCAUAGCCCUAUAAGGGUGGACCCCAAAAUCCCAAUAACGGGGGGCCCAAAGUUUAUGGGGUCAGCCUAUAGCCCUGUCAUGGGGAACCCCAAUAAUGGGGGCCCAAAGUUUAUGGGGUCAAACCAUGGCACUAUAAUGGGGGACCCCAAAUCCCAUUGGGGGGACCCAAACAUUGGGGUCACCCCAUAGCCGUAUAAAGGGGGACCCCAAAAUCCCAAUAACGGGGGGCUCAAAGUUAAUGGGGUCAGCCUAUAGCCCUAUAAUGGGGGCUCAAAGUUUAUGGGGUCACCCCAUAGUCCUGUAAUGGGGGACC